UAUCCGACCAGGGCAGCUAUCCUUAUGCAGAUGCGAUUUGAUGGUGUGAUUGGGUUCCCAGGAGGUCUGGUUGACCCAGGAGAGGACCCUGUUGAGGCUGCCAAUAGAGAAAUGGUGGAGGAGGUUGGCCUUGACCUUACAAAACAUUCCAUAUCCAAGGAUAACCACAUCACGUCCUUCUUCAACGCCAGAAAGAGUCUUGUUCUCCACUUCUUUGGUUUGGAAGUCACACUGGGAGAAUUCUGCGAUAUUGAGCGGAGGAACCUGCAGGCACCAGACUAUGGGUCAGAGGUAUUGUUUUAUUAUUCAAUUCACCAAGACAUUUAAAGUUUCACAUGAGUGUCACAAAAGUGUUUGUCUUAUUUCAACAAGAUCACUGGAAUGUACAAAUUGUAUUACCUCUGUGUCACAAGAUAAUUUAUUUUCUGAUAUCACCACAAUAUUUUUGUUUGACA
Messenger RNA from Mizuhopecten yessoensis (Yesso scallop), 455 nucleotides. RefSeq names its product U8 snoRNA-decapping enzyme-like. Gene Ontology annotation, molecular function: snoRNA binding; phosphodiesterase decapping endonuclease activity. Gene Ontology annotation, biological process: sno(s)RNA catabolic process; mRNA catabolic process. The transcript has 2 exons. Bases 25 to 327 code for a protein of 100 amino acids. Gene Ontology annotation, cellular component: nucleus. The record is from RefSeq and is a predicted model, not a curated record. Lineage: Eukaryota; Metazoa; Mollusca; Bivalvia; Pectinida; Pectinidae.